AUUACUGUACUGCUACUGAUGCCACGACGACAUUACGCCUUUAGUGGUGAAAGAAAGAGCGACCGACAUUUAUUACAGACCUCAUUCUACAGAAAAAGUAGAUGAGAAGUUCAGGUUUACAGUAUUUACAGUCACCGGGACUGAACCACGGAGCUGCGCGCGGUGAUCCACAGCACGGACAGGUGUUGUUUACCACAGAGGAGAGAAGAUGUGGAACUGCAGCCCCUGGGCUCUUCUACCUCCCAUCUACUCUGUGUUCACUGCUGCUGGACUGUGGGUGGUAUACUUUGUAGCUGUUCGCCAUGAGGUGAUAGCACCCCUGGGUUCAAAAUACAGGAGAAGAAAUGGAUCCUUUUAUCCUCCGUACAUUAGUAUUGCAGGCAACUCCCCUCCGGCCAGCUGCAUCUUCAGCGAGGUCAUGAACUUGGCUGCAUUUGUGGGGUUCAUCAUUGCCGUCCUCAGAUACCUUCAGCUCAAACAGAGAAUAGACAAACCGUGGCUGAACGUCAGUAGUCUGGUGGUUUUCUCUAUCGGCUGCUUUGGAAUGACUCUUGUAGGAAACUUCCAGAUUUUCACUGAGGAGAUGAUCCACAACUUCGGCACCUUAAUGACAUUUGGGCUGGGGGUGCUGUUCUGCUGGGUGCAGUCCUACAUCACCCUGAGAGUUAACAUAGAGAAUGAGGGGAGGAUGGCCAGCAUCAUUCGCUUCCUGCUGUCUGGAUCCGUCACUGUGUGCAUGAUACUCUACUUCUGCCUCAUGUCUCAGCGCCUCCACAUGCAAGCAGCUCAGUGUCAGUGGGCGCUGGUCAUGUUCUUCCUCGUCUUCCUCGGCACUUUUGCCAUCGAGUUCCGUCACAGCCGCUUUCGCACAGUGUGCACAGACAAUUUUGGGCGUGCAGUUGGCCUAUCGCGGUCUGAAGUGUCCGGGCACCAGACGGACCAACUGUAGGGGUGUGACACGGACUCGAGAUCCAAAGGUGUAACUGCACGAGACGACGCAUGUAUCUGCAACAUGCUUUAAGAUUAUUUAGAUGCAUUUAUUCCAUCUGAACAAGCUGCAAACUGUUACACUGCUGUUACCAGUGAUAAUCACCACCACAUGUAUUCAUGUUUGACUUGUUACAUAUUAUUUUUUUAUCUACAAGUAUUUAGCUUUUCUUAAAAGCUUCAGCAGAAAUCUGUUAUCAAUCCUUUUGCUUUGUAUGCAACUUCGUUUUGGUAAAUUGGUUUUACCGUUUCCGAACAAUUGUUUUUAUACUAUUACAAACUUCUAGAUUAUUUUUGUAUCUUUUCAAAUGUUUUAGUUUUGGGGGAUUGUGUGACUAUGGAUGUUAUGAAUUUCAUGUAGGUUUGCACACAACGCUGUCAGUAUCAAUAAAAAUACAGCAAAAUGUG
Messenger RNA from Micropterus dolomieu (smallmouth bass), 1395 nucleotides. It is a transcript of the gene tmem150c, whose product is annotated as transmembrane protein 150C. Bases 209 to 949 code for a protein of 246 amino acids. The record is from RefSeq and is a predicted model, not a curated record. The transcript has 8 exons. NCBI's taxonomy places the organism in Eukaryota, Metazoa, Chordata, Actinopteri, Centrarchiformes, Centrarchidae.